AUGCAGCUGAUCGCAGAUUGUAGUGAUGGAUUCAAUGAAGGUGUUACUAAAACAGGACUAUAUCUAAUCAAACCCAAAGCCGCAUCCCACCCAUUUGAGGUCAAAUGUGUGAUGAACAUGACUGGUCAAACCGUUAUCCAGUGGCAUCACAAUUCCUCCUUUAGAUUCAAUAAAACAUGGGCAGAAUUCCGGACUGGGUUUGGCAAUCGAGACGGAGAUCAUUGGAUUGGUAACGAGAAACUCUUCUGGUUAACGCAAAGUCGUAACUUUUCUCUGAUGAUAACUAUCAAACCCCGAGGUGGUGGCAUCCGUAAUUUCAACGUUUCGAAGUUCAUUGUUCUCUCCGAAAAUUCGUCUUUUGCCAUCAGAGUCUAUGAUGCCCCCGGCUCACAGAGCUGUCUGUCGCAGUAUAACGGAACACAGUUCACAACAUUCGAUAGAGUUAAUUCAGCCAACUGCGCUGCUAUCAAUGGAAGUGGCUGGUGGUACAACUCCACUUGCUCCGACUGCAAUCUAAACGGACGAUUGUAUAGGGAGAACGCUACCAUAAUCGGCCCGGCCAUUUGGAAUCCAGAGAAUGAUAAAAUCCUUCAAACUGAGAUGACAUUGGUUGAAACAAC
Messenger RNA from Lottia gigantea (owl limpet), 620 nucleotides. RefSeq lists its product as hypothetical. The annotation marks the transcript as partial. The transcript has 3 exons. The record is from RefSeq and is a predicted model, not a curated record. NCBI's taxonomy places the organism in Eukaryota, Metazoa, Mollusca, Gastropoda, Lottiidae.